Saccostrea echinata is the source of this 1872-nucleotide messenger RNA. Its product is annotated as toll-like receptor 13. Bases 1 to 1872 code for a protein of 623 amino acids. The transcript has 3 exons. The record is from RefSeq and is a predicted model, not a curated record. Gene Ontology annotation, biological process: immune response; toll-like receptor signaling pathway. Gene Ontology annotation, cellular component: membrane. Gene Ontology annotation, molecular function: protein binding; transmembrane signaling receptor activity. NCBI's taxonomy places the organism in Eukaryota, Metazoa, Mollusca, Bivalvia, Ostreida, Ostreidae.
AUGAAAGAAACAGGGCUAAGGAUAUUCAAUUUUCUUCUUUUUAGUAGCCUGACUGUUAUUUCAUACCCCUGUCCAACAGCGCCUUACACAGAUGAAUGUGGAAACUUUGGAAUUCUAUGGAACUGUAGUGGUCUCAAUACAGACAGUCUACCUGAAAAAAUACCACAAAAGUUACGAAACCGCAAUGUGACGUUGGAUUUGUCAUUUAUUAGAUUUUCUACUUUAACGGAACAAAUCUUUGAAAAUCUGGCUGCUGUAUCAGUUGUGACAUCCAUUAUCCUGAGUCAUAACAAAAUUACAAAAAUAGAAAACAAAGCCUUCAGUAGACUUAUUAGUUUAUGCAGUCUAGAUCUUUCAAGUUGUGAGCUUGAUAAAAACGGAAUAGAAGUUGAAGCUUUUUCCUAUAUACACAACCUCAAGUACCUUCGAAUUGAUCAAAAUAAUUUUCAACCAGAUGGUUACCCGGAUGUUGCCCUUUCUGCAAUUCAGCCAUUGUCGAGUCUUCAUAUCGACAUUUUCAGCGGAUUUUUAUUUACAGCACCAUUUGAAAACUUAACAAACUUAUCUGAAUUAAAGUUUCAUAUUGUAAAUGAUUUUAGUUUAACAAAUACUUCCUUUUUAGGACUUCGGCGCUCCAAAAUUCAUUACCUUAAUAUGUAUUUUAAAAAUCACGUGUAUUGUGACGUUACUGAAGAUCUGUUUUGUUCCUUUCCAUAUCUUUCAGAAGAGGUUAGAAUUCGCUUUGGUGGAAAAUGUGACAUUACUCCGGCCUUGCGCUCUCUAAAAUGUUUCCAGCAUCGCAAUAUUGGUAGAAUUUAUAUGGAUCAAAAUAGUAAAGAUCUUGAAAGAGAUUUUAUAGUUUUAGACGAGUGGUUGUCAGAAUAUCUUAUCAAUGUAUGUGUCCGUGCCUUAUUUUUACAACAGAAUGGCAUUAACUCUAUAAACAUUAAUAUCUACAAUACAACUUUAUGGAACUGUCUACAGUAUCUAGAUUUUAGCAGAAAUCAUUUGUAUGUUGUGGAUUUAUCAAGCAUUCUUUCUUUGUUAUUUGCACCGAACAUGAAGAAUAUGAAUUUUUGCUGCAAUAAUCCAAAAAUGAAAAACCAGUUGAAUUUCUAUCAAUACAAUAGAUCAAUAAUCUCUAUAAAUAUAACACUGUCGAAAAAUCUGGAAGUUCUUGAUGUUUCGAAAAAUUAUGUACAUAAUGUAAAAAGAUGGACACCUAGUUUCAAAAUUACUGGGGAAAGAUUGCAAGAAUUGUACAUCCAAGAAACAAAUUUUCCACUGGCAUACGUUGACGAAUUUGAUUUGCCAUCAUUAAAGACUCUUAACAUAUCUGUAGCUGCUUUACGAAGAUACCGUAUACACGUGGAAUAUGUUAUACUACGACUUAAAAACAGGUGGAAGGGUGUACAUCUAAAAAAUGGAGAAAACAAAUACAUUUAUGAUGUGUUUGUGUCAUAUGGUGAGAAAGACCAUACCUGGAUUAUUCGUGAUCUGUACCCAAAAUUGGAAAGAUUAAAUAUUAAGGUGUGGCUUAAGGACAGAGAUUCGAUUCCAGGAGAUUGGGAGGCAGAGGAGAUAGUUAAAUGUAUAAAUGAAAGUAGAAAAGUGCUGUUCGUGAUCACUGAAUGCUUUCUGGAGAGUGGUUGGGCCUCAUACGCCGUCCAGAUGGCGGUUACUCACGCCUUCCACAACCAGCGUCAGAGUUCCAUUGUUGUCAUCAUCAAAGACAAUAUACCAUUAGAGAGACUACCAAACGAUAUCAAAAAUAUAUGGUGGUGCAUUGAGUACUUAAGAUGGCCGAUAGGAAAUGGAGAAAACGAAGAUUUAUUACAUCUACAAUUGUCCAAUUUGUUUAAGCCUACAUAA